AUGCCCCAUCGUGUGCAGGUGCAUACAGGUACAGCCGCUCCUCCCAGGAACACUCCCUCCACCGUCAAUGAAGUCGUCACUGCGCUACAACGAAAACUAAACAACAUUCAUCUUGACCCCUCCGCCACCCCCCAAGCCAACAUCUCUCCCAAGUCUUCAAGACGCCCCUCCUUCUCAAUGGAUAAUUUACUCCACCACAAAAAGGAUAAGAAGCGCGAUGACUCCAAGGAGCGCGAUUCACGUGGUCAGAAGCGCAUUUCGCUAACCAUGCGCCACUCGAACAAAUCAAAAGAUCGCCACAUUCAUUCGCCCAAACAUGGCCCUGUAAAGCCAGCCCGUUUUGAUAAUAUCACCGAAUCCCCUCCCUUGGUCCUCUACGGCAACAUCAGCAACUCCACAGGCGCACUCCUCUCGGGCCGGCUCAAGUUGUUGGUCGAAGACCCCAGUGGCCAAGUCACCCUGGAUAACUUUACCAUGACCCUCGUUGCAACUACCUCCACCAAGAAGCCCGUGGGCAAGGAUUGCAAAGACUGUACCGACAAAUGCGAGGAACUCAAGAAGUGGACCUUCCUCUCCGAGCCAAAGACCUUUCACAGAGACUCCGACAAUCAAUUCCCCUACUCCUUCCUCUUCCCUGGUCAUCUACCUGCCACAACCCUCUCUCAACUCGCUAGUAUUGGCUAUGCCUUGCACGUUGCCGCGAACACUUCCCACGGGGAGAAGAUCGAAUAUCACAAUCCUUUGACCGUUCACAGAGCCAUUCAACCAGGUCCAGAUAAGGCUAGCAUCCGAAUCUUCCCACCUACAAACCUGACUGGCCGUGUGCAAUUACCUCCUGUUGUUCACCCUAUCGGCACCUUCCCUGUAACCAUGUCUCUCAGUGGCGUCGUGGAGAAGAAAGCAGAAAGCCAGACCAGGUGGCGCCUCAGGAAGCUUACCUGGCGCAUUGAAGAGCAUUCCAAAGUCGUCUCCACUCCCUGCACCAAGCAUGCACACAAGGUCAAUGACGGGAAAUCCAUUCAACACUCGGAAACUCGGACUCUUGGCAAUGAUGAAUUAAAAACUGGCUGGAAGAGCGACUUUGAUACCAUUGGAGGGGAGAUCAACUUGGAAUUCGAAGCUUCCAUAGCAACAAGAACAAAUCACCGUGCCACCUGUGACGUCGACUCCAACACUGGUAUCGAAGUCAAGCACAACCUAGUCCUUGAGUUGAUCGUCGCCGAGGAAUUCUGCCCGAACAAAAACACUUCACUCAUCACCCCUACCGGAGCUGCUCGUGUGCUUAGAAUGCAAUUCGGUCUUGUGGUCACCGAACGAGGUGGCAUGGGCAUCAGUUGGGAUGAAGAAAUGCCACCCGUCUAUGAUGACGUACCGGCCAGUCCACCAGGAUAUGGCAGUGCUGACAAAAACGAUGGAGCUUGGGGCGGUGCCAUGAUGGAAGAUUACCAUGGACCAGCCCUAGACUAUGAGGAUCUUGAGACAAUGCACAGCGACGGUCCCACCGCACCUCCAUCUUAUCGGGAUUCGAGUUUGCCAAGACGAAGACCAUCUCUCCCUCGGACCGAGUCCGGUGAAAGCUCGUCGCAUCCGACCUCCAGCAGACGUCCUAACGCUGGGUGGACCAUCGACGAACUUGGCUACCAACCACAGUACGCUCUCCGAGUAAGAGCAGAGUCGGAUGACGAGCAGUCAGCCCCCACAGAGGAUUUUGGUGAAGGUUCAUCCUCACAUCCACCACGUAACUAA
Molecule: messenger RNA, 1746 nt
Organism: Exophiala aquamarina CBS 119918
Lineage: Eukaryota; Fungi; Ascomycota; Eurotiomycetes; Chaetothyriales; Herpotrichiellaceae
Exons: 1
Coding region: 1-1746 (581 amino acids)
Source: RefSeq, a predicted model, not a curated record